Messenger RNA from Fusarium keratoplasticum, 687 nucleotides. RefSeq names its product RING-type domain-containing protein. NCBI's taxonomy places the organism in Eukaryota, Fungi, Ascomycota, Sordariomycetes, Hypocreales, Nectriaceae. The record is from RefSeq and is a predicted model, not a curated record. Bases 1 to 687 code for a protein of 228 amino acids. The transcript is spliced from 3 exons.
AUGAUUCUAGUCCCCAAUCUGGUUGCGAGGGCCGUUGAUGAUCAGCGCCGCAACCCACCCAAGGUCGCCAUCAUACUGGCCAUCCUUGUGUCUAUCCUGAUACUGCUCACACCCAUCAUCUUUGGCGCCAGAGGCGUCAGGCGCUUCUUUUCCCAUCGAACUAUGCACGACUCCCCUGAAAGGAAUCUGUGUCUCACCCCAGAGGCACUUAACUUGAUGCCAGUGAAGAAGUAUCGUGGCACCAAAACUGAUGUUUCAAGGACUGGUGGGAACUACUCCCCGGGGCAGCCUGACAGUCUGCAGAGCUGCUCUAUCUGCACCGAGGACUUUGGAAGGGGUGUAGAGUUCCGCCCCUUGCCCUGUGGCCAUAGAUUCCAUCCUGCCUGUAUUGAUCCAUGGCUAUUGCAGCGCUCUUUGACCUGCCCUCUCUGUCGCCUCAACGUUGCAACCGGUCUCAUCGCCACCACCCGUCCCGAAUCACCCGCUGAGCCACGCCGAGUCCUCUUCCUCACUGACCUGUGGGUGCACCGACGCCCGAGACUAAGAGUUACCCAAGAGCUGCCUCCCCUCCAGGCCAUCCCGAGCACCCGAUCCAUGGGGCCAGGCACCGCGAUCCAGCCACGACCCUUUCGACCAGGGCUGCCAUCGAUUUCGGAGGUUUUGAAUCAGAUGGGACCUGCGAGGUAG